AUGUCUGGCAAAUUACAGAAAUUAGGAGCGUCAUUAAUAUCGAAAACAAAUUUGUUGCUGCAGAAGACUGUUGAAGCAUCUUCACUUAUAACAAAUAAGACUUUGUAUUAUGGGAAAGUAACCGGUGAACUAUCUAAGCAAAUUUAUCACAAGGAAGGAUUGCAACCCCCAUCACUCGAGGAGUUUAAAGGUUUCUAUAGUAAAUUAUACGAAAAUAGCUUCCAAUAUUUGAGGCAGCCCAAUACAUACAUCAAUUCGUUGCAAAAGAUAAGCAAAAACGACGCCUGGAAGUAUGGUGCAUAUGCUGUACAGCUAAUUGGGUUUUAUUCUGUGGGUGAAAUGAUUGGGAGAAGAAAAUUGGUUGGGUACAGGAACUAUUCAGUUUGA
Molecule: messenger RNA, 387 nt
Organism: Kazachstania africana CBS 2517
Lineage: Eukaryota; Fungi; Ascomycota; Saccharomycetes; Saccharomycetales; Saccharomycetaceae
Gene: ATP20
Product: F1F0 ATP synthase subunit g
Exons: 1
Coding region: 1-387 (128 amino acids)
Biological process (GO): proton motive force-driven ATP synthesis
Molecular function (GO): proton transmembrane transporter activity
Source: RefSeq, a predicted model, not a curated record